AUACACCUUCAUAUGUACAAGUGCUUUCAUAACUUUCAUUCACUUUGCCAAACUUUUCCUCCUCAAAAAAACCAAUCAAUUAUAUAGAAAGAAACUAAACUUUCAAGCAAGAAAUUGUAAUUUUUCUUUGAGAUGGUACAUCAAGAUAUUUCAACAAUGAAUUUCAAGGAAACCGAGUUAUCUCUUAGAUUACCAGGCGAAAAGGUAUCAAAUAUAGAGGAGAAAUCAGUGUUAAAAAGGCGAUUUUCGGAUACUAUAGAUUUGAACCUUGGUCGUGAUGAAUCAAAUGGAAAUAAAACCGCUAAAAACGGUGAUUAUGAUCAGAUGGAGCAAUCUAGUGCCCCUAAACCUGCUCCUUCCAAGACACAAUUGGUAGGAUGGCCACCAGUGAGAGCAAGUAGGAAGAAUGUAAUGAAAAGUUACAAAUAUGUAAAAGUAGCCGUUGAUGGAGCUCCUUAUCUAAGAAAAGUUGAUCUUGAAUUAUACAAUUCUUACCAACAACUUUUAAAAGCUUUGGAAGACAUGUUUUCUUCCUUCACCAUACGAAAUUUCUUUAAUGAUGGAAAAUUAAUGGACCCUGUCAAUGGAUCUGAUUAUGUACCAACUUAUGAGGACAAGGAUGGUGAUUGGAUGAUGGUUGGAGAUGUUCCUUGGAAUAUGUUCGUUGAAUCAUGCAAAAGAAUUCGUCUAAUGAAUAGUUCGGAAGCUGUUGGACUAGGGCCGAGAACACCCUCUAAGACCGACUAACUCAACAAAAAAAGCUAAGCUAAUUUCAAUCAAACGAGAUCUCAUUGAGUGAAAUCUUGUGGGACGGGAAUUGAACAAGAAACACAAUCGAUCUACACAACAAGUGCUUUGCUCAAAUCGAACGUGUAGUGUCAAUCCCAAGUGUGAAGAUCAUUUUGGGACGAAGGGGUUAUCGUGUUUUUGGAUUUUAAAAUUAUUUGGUACACAUACUUGGAACAAGAGGAAGGUUGUCCAAGUGCUAUGGAUUAUGUCACUAUGCUUCUAAUUUUGGGAUUGGGCAUGUGAAACUUGGUGAUUAAUUAAAGUUUAGUAGCUUAAGAUAAAAUAUAGUUAUUAGGAGCUCACUUUCUUACCUUAAAAAAAGGAAGUUGAAGUGAACUAUACAAGUAGUUGAGAUCAGUACACCCACAACGGGUUUAAUGUUCCUUGUUUUUUGUUACUUUUGUUUGUUUAUCUUAACUUUAAAAGAUUUUUUUUUAAUUGUAUUAGAUGAUCAUUAUGACUUAUAAUAUAAUUGUUGUCGAUAUUAUGUACAAAUUAAUUUACAUCAAAUACUAUAUAUCCUUGAUACCUUUGCAGUUGGAUCUAA
Molecule: messenger RNA, 1336 nt
Organism: Chenopodium quinoa (quinoa)
Lineage: Eukaryota; Viridiplantae; Streptophyta; Magnoliopsida; Caryophyllales; Amaranthaceae
Product: auxin-responsive protein IAA1-like
Exons: 4
Coding region: 133-747 (204 amino acids)
Biological process (GO): regulation of DNA-templated transcription
Cellular component (GO): nucleus
Molecular function (GO): protein binding
Source: RefSeq, a predicted model, not a curated record